AUGGUGCAGCGUCUAGAGAAACAUAUGGAAGUCUGCCAGAAGAUGCUAAACUCUAAAAGGAAGGUGUUUGAUUCUUCCAAAGCUAGGGCUAAAGGGACCGACCUGGAGCAAUAUCUACACACCAAAGGGAGAACGAAAGACCCACCUGUCAAAGGCAGUUUAUGGCGUCAGAAGCACGAAUCUUUCAUUCGCACAAUUCGUCAGGCUCGCAUGGUGCAGAACGUUGUAAGCAAAGGAGGGAAACCAUCCGACUUGCCUCCACCUCCGCCAGCGGAAAAUCCAGAUUAUGUGACCUGCCCUCACUGCAGUCGACGCUUCGCUCCACGCCCUGCUGAACGCCAUAUACCCAUGUGUGCAACAAUUAAGAACAGGCCCUGCCCUCCUCCAGCCCGUCGACGCUGA
Messenger RNA from Staurois parvus, 402 nucleotides. The record is from the annotation of a GenBank genome assembly. Lineage: Eukaryota; Metazoa; Chordata; Amphibia; Anura; Ranidae.